This is a messenger RNA of Acaulospora morrowiae, 570 nucleotides long. The record is from the annotation of a GenBank genome assembly. NCBI's taxonomy places the organism in Eukaryota, Fungi, Glomeromycota, Glomeromycetes, Diversisporales, Acaulosporaceae.
AUGCAGCAUAACCUUAAGCCUCCGUCUUUGAUCGGUUUCCAUAAUAAUAAAAAUUAUUUUAAGAACAUUGCAUUUUCACAGGGAUGGUAUUGUCUGAGUAAGAAAAAGAUAUAUAAGCAUCAAUUCCUUGUUACUGACCCUCAAUUUCGUGCGCUAAUGAAUUCUAAUUUCGAUAAUUUCAUUCACGAAAAUCCCCAACUCGCUUCGAGGUUGGAAGGACGAAAUUCUUCGAACUAUUCGCGAAAUUCAUUUAUGUGUCAUCGUAUGGUAGUCCAAGACAAUUCUCCAGGUCUUUCGAUGAAAGAAGUCUCCAUGAUUGCAUCCGCGUUGUGGGACAGUAUGGAUUCCGCUACAAAAGGACGUUGUGAUACGGAGUCUAUAAAGAGAAAAUGCGAGAAGCGGAUAAGGAUUAGUAACAUUGGAGAUGGGAAUGUAAACGUCAUAGAGUCUGUCGAAGACGACGGGAACACAUGUUUCAUAAACAUGGUACCCAGGCGAAACGACUUGGAAGAAAUAGAACGGGCCCUAUGCAUCGAAAUCGAUGAAAUAUUAUCGAAGUCUUCAGCUUAA